AUGCAGGAUGAGCCGGAUGGACAGAGCAGGCGGGUGGUGCUGGGGAGGUCGCUGCAGGAACCGGCCAGGUUUGCCUACGCGGGAAUCUGCGCCAUUUCAUUGGCUCAGCUCUUCCCGGAGAAAGAACAAAGGGAUUUCUGCCGGAGGUUUGUGGAGGACUUGGUGCGAUGGCUGGACUUGGCCCCCACUGUCAUUCCGGCCAUGGAGGCGUUCGCCAGCGGAUUGGGAGGAGAAGGAACGGACACCUUCACUAAGGUUCUGCUGGAGGAUUCCGUCAUGAAGGAGAAGCCGACUCUUAUCACGCAGGAUCUGGUGUCGUUCUCCCUCCGGGAUGGGUACUAUGACGCACGGAGCCGCGUGUUGAUCUCCCGCGUGUCCUGGCUGCUUCGCGUCCCUCCGGAAACGAUGGAGAUGAGCGAGGAGUCCCUGAUGGAGAGUCUGAAGCAAAGAACUGAGGAACCGUCAGAGUCAGUGCAGGCGUCUCGCAGGAAGAAGGAGAGCCGGAGGAAGUUAAAGAGAUAUUUACUAAUCGGCCUAGCGACUGUCGGAGGUGGUACAGUAAUAGGUCUUACUGGAGGACUGGCCGCUCCGCUAGUUGCUGCAGGAGCCGCCACCAUCAUCGGAAGUGCGGGAGCUGCUGUCCUGGGGUCCACGGCUGGCAUUGCCAUCAUGGCGUCUUUGUUUGGAGCAGCUGGAGCUGGUCUCACAGGCUACAAGAUGAAGAAGCGAGUUGGCGCCAUAGAAGAGUUUGAGUUUUUACCUCUGACCGGAGGACGCCAGCUGCACAUGUCCAUCGCCAUCACUGGCUGGCUGUCUACCGGCAAAUAUGGCAGCUUUGCGGCCCCGUGGCAGAGCCUCCUGCACUCCACUGAGCAGUACUGUCUGGCCUGGGAGUCCAAAUACCUCAUGGAAUUGGGAAACGCACUGGACGCCAUAUUGAAUGGCCUGGUGAACAUCGUCGCCCAGGAGGCCCUGAAGUUCACCAUCUUGUCAGGAAUCGUGACGGCACUGACGUGGCCGGCCUCCCUCAUCACCGUGGCCAGUGUGAUCGACAACCCCUGGGGUGUGUGUCUGAGCCGAUCAGCGGAAGUAGGCAAACACCUGGCACACAUACUGCUCAGCCGGCAGCAGGGACACAGACCGGUGACUCUGAUCGGCUUCAGUCUCGGCGCUCGAGUCAUUUACUUUUGCCUGCAGGAACUGGCGCAGGAAAGCGGCUCAGAGGGGAUUAUAGAGGACGUGGUGCUGCUGGGGGCCCCGGUGGAAGGAGAUGUCAAGAGAUGGAAACCCCUGACCCGCGUUGUAGCCGGACGGAUCAUUAAUGGUUACUGCAGAGGGGAUUGGCUGCUGAGUUUCGUGUACAGAAGCUCCUCGGUGAAGCUGAAUGUGGCUGGUCUACAGCCGGUGGACUUGGAUGACCGGAGGAUGGUCAAUGUGGACCUGUCUUCAGUGGUAAGUGAUCCUUCUGUGUCCCCCUUUACCCUUCUAGUAAGGUUGGUAGGGUGA
This is a messenger RNA of Staurois parvus, 1506 nucleotides long. The record is from the annotation of a GenBank genome assembly. NCBI's taxonomy places the organism in Eukaryota, Metazoa, Chordata, Amphibia, Anura, Ranidae.